AGCUGAAAGAGCUGAAAGAGCUGAAAAGUGCAGAAAAGCGCAGAACUUCUUAUUAUCAUAGAUAAUAAUCAGUAGACAAAUAUUGUGAAAGAUGAUAUAAUAUAAAUAAUGUCAAACUAAACAAAAGUAAAAAAUAUGAAAAAUAUGUUAACUGCAGAGAUACCAGCCAAUGGACCGACCAGCAAGGUCAAUGUCACGCAUUCUCUUUACCAAAAAAUUAAAUUUCUACAUAGUAUUAGAAGAUAAAUAAAAGUAAAUAAAGUCCAUGCACAGAGAUUUCUUGUUAAGCCUUCUAUCGUGCUGCUCAGAUUUUGAUCCUGGCUAGAAGAGCUUCAGUGCCGGACCGCUCGGUGAAUGGUCAGCUUUGAAAAUAUUUCUUUGAUACUGAACAGCCACUAAGAAGUCCAAUUUUAUAUUGUGACGUUGAUCAAGUUACUUUUUCUGGAAGACCAAGCACCUUUUCUUAGCAACGGGCUGCUCAUUGGUCAACAUAAYGUCGCUCGCCUACUGCGAAGACAGUUUAAAGMCAUGUCAUUAUACUGGGACUCUUUCACGGAACAUAUUUUUUACAUAAAAUGGCACUGCCUUCACCUUCUACAUUCGCCGUUUUCAAAAAAACUGUUUGCUUAUCUAAAUGGAAGCAGGCUGGCUCAGUUGGUUGAGAAUUACACUGUUGUACAAGAAUCGGACCAACGCUCGGGGUCUUCUAAUAACUGAGGAGAAAAUGAGUGCUCUAUUUGUCCUAGCAACAUCGUUCUUUUUGGUCAGCUGUGUCCUUUUCAAUGCAGUUGCACAAAAUAUAGAUCCAACAUGUGAGCCAUGUGCUGUCUUAAAAUGCAAAAAUGGCCAAAACUGUACCCGAGAGCCUGUUUCUAAGUGCCCCCCUUUAGGGGUCUGUAGGGGGAAAAUCGUCAAAGAUCAUUGUGGAUGCUGUGACAUAUGCGUGACGACCAUUGGACAUAAAUGUCGUGACGAUCCCGAAGCAUAUCAAGAACAAGUCUGUGGUAAAGGUCUCCGAUGUGUGCAAGUUGAAGAAUCUUUAGGGUUUGAAGUUGGAAUCGAAAAGCGUCGUUCAUGCAGAUGUGAAAAAGAAAUCAGGGGCUGUUUUGACCCGGUAAACAAAAAAAAUUAUCGACCCGGCGAGAUCUGGACACGAGGAGAUUUCGCAUGCGAGGUAUGCGUCUGCAAUUCUAAUGGUCGGCCGAAAUGUUCGUCUUUGCGAUGCAGGAAAACCACGUGUUUUGACGUCAAGAGAGUAGAAGACAGAUGUUGUGCAUUCUGCAUGAAAGAUGACUGGAGCAAAGGUUUGCCGAGUUAUGUAUAUAAAAAGAAAAGCAACAAUUUAAUCCUUUGUUAAUAGAGCCCCUUCCAGGUCAAAGUUCCUUUGUUCCCCAGUAUUUUUUCUGUUUGUUCUCUCGCUCCCUAUGAGUCGAAUUCCAAAGUUUGUCAAUUUUUUCCUCAAAAAUAUGAUUCCUCACACAUUUGUUCCCUUGCUCCCUGAAAAUAAAUGCUCCUAAUUACCAUUGUUCCCUAAAACCAUAGACCUUUUUACCAAUACUGCGGCCAUCUUGAAUUAUAUUGUCCUAAAAGAAACAUUAUGGGAUGCCGCAGGGUCAACUGUUGAUAAAGUUAUGGACUGCACAGCACCCAGGGUGUCUUUUUCUCCCAUUUUACACUUUUCAACGAGAAGCACAUCGAAACUAAUUGAACUUUUUUAAAAAAAUUCAAUUUUUAAAAAAACGUAACACCGCGCACCACCCUAAGCUUAAUACAUUUUCUAUGUUUGCCCCUUCGGCUUCCCAGAAUUCAAGAUGGACGCCGUAUAAGUAAAAAGGUCUAUAGCAACAACGACAUCUUUGGCACUUCUCCAAAUUACAUUAUUAAUAAUUUAAACUAGUGAAGAGGGGGGAAAUAUGUGGAUAGGCGUCAUUUAGAAAUAGCUUAUCGAGCUAAAUUGCAAUGUCAAACUGAAAUUAAUUUAAUAAAGUACAAAGCAAAAUACAUGAAAUUAUAUAACAAGAAAAAGCACACGCAAGGGAAUGAAUCAUAAAUGAGAAGGAAAUUGAUUCUUUUUUUAUAUGAAAAACGACAGCUAGUUAUCAUAUUGGUCUAAAAAGGAGGUAAUUAAAAGCUUCUUGAAGCAGCAACAGGACUUGAAUUUACAAUGUUCCUGGAUUGAACGUUUUGAAAAUCGAUGGCAAAUUGCCUAAAUGAAAAUAAUGCAUAAACUAUGCAUCGUUACAAAUCUCAAGUCUUGAAAUUUUUGGAUACCUUAGUUUAUAACGAAAAUAGUGGGCUCAAGUGGGCUCUAAGAUCAGAAAACUUCGUUAUUCUAAUCAUCCAUAUUCAUUAUCAUCAUCAUUGAACCAUCAGUAGUAGUAGCAAAGGAUAGGACCACCACCAGUCUUGUUUUUCGAGCAAAAAAAACCUCCAGUCAAUGUCACCAGCGCGUUUAGUUAAUGGUUGCACCAUUUAUGCACGACUUAAACCAACUGCUCACAUGACCCUAUGCUACCUUCAUGAAGUAGCUAGUCAAAAUAAAGAACAGAAACGAAAAAAAACAUGUUAUGGAUGCGGAGUUACCGCUCACAACAUGCGAAACACGAAAAUAGCAUUAAAUGAACAAAUUGAAUGUUCAGAUAAAGAUUAGUUUGGGAAAAUACUCUGGCUGGCAAGUGUUUACCAGCCAGCACUUUUCUCAUACAAUUCAGUAUUCAACAUUUUGAACUGAAACUUCGCCCUCUUACAAAUGUUCAGAUGCUUUAUUCAUUUCUGGUUUACAUUUUGACACAGCUGCUCAAGGGGGUAGGGCCAUCUGACCUGUUAGUGCAAGUUGUCUGCAUUUAGGCUUUACAUUGUCUGCAUUUGUACUCUCUUUUUAGGAAGAUUCUUAUCACUAGCGGACCUUGCUUUUUUUUGUCUUUUGUUUUUGGUUUUUGGUUUUUGGU
This is a messenger RNA of Actinia tenebrosa (Australian red waratah sea anemone), 2948 nucleotides long. RefSeq names its product von Willebrand factor C and EGF domain-containing protein-like. The record is from RefSeq and is a predicted model, not a curated record. Lineage: Eukaryota; Metazoa; Cnidaria; Anthozoa; Actiniaria; Actiniidae. Gene Ontology annotation, cellular component: extracellular region. Gene Ontology annotation, biological process: positive regulation of BMP signaling pathway. Gene Ontology annotation, molecular function: protein binding.